GGCAACAUUGAUUGUUAAAAAAUAUCACGGCCGUUGUAUGUUGACUGCGUUUGCAAUUAUCAAUUUUAUUUUGAGUAUUUACUCUAAAUUUUCUGUGCUCCUAUAUUUUAAUGAUAUCAUGUUCGAUUAUUAAUUGUUGUUAACAGAAAAGUUCCAGCUGCUGUUCGAAACAGUACAAUAACACCAUGUAUUACGAAGACGAGGAGAGACUGCUCAAUCCGGAUUUAUUUCACGUUUUUCGUCGUGAACUGUAUGCCAUUAAUUCGGACCUUGAAGUCACCCUCGGCUUGAAAUAUGUGCCCACCCAUACUGAAGAUGGAAUACCUAUCAGAAAGCUGUAUGUUUCAAAUUUACCUCCUAAGACAACCAGAUCAGAGCUUUUUGGUGUGUUUGCUCAGUAUGGGUUUAUAAAAAGCUGUUGGCUGCGUAUGGGUGACAAAGGUCCAAACAGGCCACCAACUCCUACAUAUGCUUUUGUGACCUUCAGCAACCCUGCAGAUGCACAUAAAGCACUUCAAGCCCCAAUUCACGAGAAAACAUUAAGAGGUCGGAAUUUGAAGAUAUCUCCCGCGGACAGUUGGCACCAGCCCACUGAGGAUGCUGAUGGGCGCGGGCGCUGGAAGCCACGCGGUCAGCGCCGGGCCGACGGAAACACAUCGUCCUCAGAAAAUGGUGUGCAAGAACAUGACAUCAAUAACAUUGAUCGAGUUUCGGAAAAUGGAGACGAAGCUAUGGCCACAACCAGUACAACAGAAGUUCCUGUGAAUGUUGAAUUACAGGACCAACAAAAAUGUACUACUGACAAUGAGUCUUGUUAUACCAUACUGGAUGUUUUAAACAGGGACUGCCUAACACACAUUCUGGCAUACAUUCCUAUAAGAGACUUAAUAAGAUCAGAGAGAGUCAGUAAAACUUGGCAAAACAUGGUGCGUGAAUAUCUCCAAGGUAUCCGGAUUUUCAAGACAUCUUGGUGGCAGCACGUGACGGUGAUGCUGACGACGGCGGUGUUGCGGCGCAUCCUGCAGCGGGUGGGCGAGUCCCUCACGCGCCUGCACAUCGACCACCACUGGUCGGCGCUCAACGACCGCACUGCGCACAUCGUCGGCAAGUUCUGCCCUAACUUAGAAGAGCUUAAGAUUGUUGGAAUGCACACACGAAAUUGGAAUCCAUUAAUCUAUGGAUGCAAAGAACUAAAAAGUUUGUCCUUUGUAUCAUGCAAUAAGCUUACGGAUUCAAGUUUAGUACAACUAGUCAAAAGUGAAUCAUGUAUAGAAAGUUUAACCGUUGCCAACAAUACCCAUGUCACAGGCCUGUUCCUCACAGGAUCUAAUCCACAAAAAUUGAACUCUCUGGCGUUUUAUAACUGCUAUAGCCUUCAAGGAACAGUGCUUAGUGCUGCUAUCGACACAUUGCCACAACUGACCACUCUUAAAUUAGAUGUAUGUCCAUAUACAAUGUGGAAGAUAAUACCUUUGAUUUUAAACAAACUUCCUAAGCUUGAAGAACUGUCGUUGAGUGAAUACAUCUCUGUUGAGAUGUGUUUCUCGCCGCAAUGUAACGAUGCAUUCUGUGACGCCCUCGCCACCUUAACGGAAUUGAAAAUACUGAACUUAAGUCGCAAUAUCUACAUAACGAACGCCGUCUUGAAACGUGUGGCCCAGUCUUGCCCUAAACUGGAGUCAUUGAACAUUUCCAGCUGUAACUCACGGCGAAGCUUACCACACCCAGAGGCCGGUAGUAUAGCGCGUACCUCGACAGGCGUGGGCGACGAGGGCGUGGCGGCGGUGUGCCGCGGGUGCCGCGGGCUGGCGGCGCUGGACGUGUCGUACCUGGGCGCGCUCAGCGACGCCGGCAUGCGCGCCGCCGCCGCGCUGCCGCGCCUGGCGCGCCUCACCGCGCGCGGCAACCCCGCGCUCUCCGCCGCCUCGCUGGCCUGCUGCCUGGCCGCCUGCCCGCUGCUCGAGGAGCUGGACGUGUGCGGCUGCGACGCGGUGUCGGAGGAGCUGGUGUGCGCGGCCGUGCGCGCGCUGGCGCAGCGGCCGCGCGCGCUCAUCCUGCGCGUGGCCGGGACCAACGCGCUGCCCAACGAGUUGGCGCGAGACGAGUACCCUUCGCACAAGUUGUUGACGGUGGACCACCUGGACGACCGCAGCAACCCUCACCUUCGGCCAGACUUCGUGGACCAUAUGUUUGACGAUAGCUCCGACGAUUCAUUCGCCGAUAUCUACGAUCAGGACGACUUCGAUGAAUUUUUUGGACAAGAUGACGAUCUGUUUCUGGAUGAGGACUUGGACGACUUCGAAGGACUUUACCAGUUCGGCCUCCACGCGCCCGACAUUAUCCUGCUUUAGGCGGUGUUCCACUAGCUUCGUCACUAUACUCACAGCUUUAUAUAAUUUCAACACAAUUGUUUACAACAAGUUAAGUUGCGAUGUUAUCCAACAUGGUUUAUGUUAAUACUUACACAUAUUGAAGGAAAUAUUUUAGAAUUAGUCGUUUUGUUCCAGUGGUUUGUUUAUAUUUCUUGUAAAAAGUAAAUCAAGGUUUUAUUUAAGGCCGAUUUUUAUUUUUCAUUUCUAAUUUUGCAUGUUCGUAUGUACCUUAUUGUAACAGUUAUUAUUUAUGCAAAUGAGAGCAUCAUUUUUUAUUUGAAACAUUAAUAUCUGGCUUAAUUGUUUCAAAAUAAUGUAAUUUUAAGAAGUGGGUUUUAUCGUAAAGCACGAGCAUGCUUAACUGGAUCUUUAAACUAAUACGAUUCCGUUUAUAUCGAGCUCUUAGCAAAUAAAACUUGGCUCUGUUUCGUAGUCACUAGUAAUAUAAGCAGUACCCAUUAUAUUAACUGUUUUGCUUGUGCUAUGAACUAUGAACCAUCCAAUUACUGACUAAACACUUUUGUAUGAAACGGCUCGCCACGGGCAGCUUUAAAUUAUACAGCAUCAGAUAAUUCUAUAUCAGCGCGACCGCUGGUGUUGUAUAAAAUCUAAAUCACAAAUCGUACUUAAUAUUUUGUGUCACAAUUUACCUUAACUUUGUUGACACGGCGUCCAUCCGUACAACAGAGUUUAGCUGAAUAAGUUCCAGAAAUUAAUAAUGAUUUAAAAGAAUUUUGUGCCUUUAAAGCAAUACUGUAAUUAAUAAAUAGAAAACAUAUAAUCUUGUUAACGUAUAUACACACAAUAUUUUUAGUUGUUUUUUUUAAAUACCGGUAACAUGAACGUAAACGCAAUUUUUACCAUCAGCUGUGAAGCCAGUCGCUCUAUAUCAUUGUGAAUAUUUUUACCGUAUGGCAAGUUCUAUUAAAUCGCUGGUCGUAGUGUUCAAUAAACAUACAUGGUUAGGCUGUUGAACCUGAAAUCUAUUAAUGUAAGACUUUAAUUGUUAUAUACUUAUCUGUGAUCAAACAUUAUUUUCGCAACACGAAGUCCCUCACCUCAUCUAGCUGUAGCCAUUAUCGUUUAUUUAUGUAUAAAACGUUUUGAUGUAUCGUAUUAUAACUAUAAGCAAAGUCUGAAAUAUUGUGAUAAAAAUAAAUUAUUCAAACCUCAAUUUUGAUUUUAUGCGAACAUUAUUGUAUUCUAUUGAUUACACUGCAAUGAUAAAUUCAAGUUAAUAUAGUUGAAAAGAUAGUUGCUUAUAACUUCAGCUUGAAUAUUUCAUGAAAAAGAUUGUCCUUGUUUAUUGAUGUAUGCAAUAAAUUAUAUUUAGAGAGUUAUAAUAAAGCUUGUAUAUCUAAUACCAUACUUCCAUUUAUUGUUAAAAUAUUAUGCUAAUGUAAAGGAAGCAACAAAAAUCCUUACUAUUCAUACCUCAUAGGAAAUAAAUGAAAUACAAAAAAUUUAACCAGUUAUGAAACAAUUACCGUUAAUAAUAAAUCAACUAAUUGAAAUGUGAUAUUGUGAUUUAUGAAAAUUUGAGUGCUCACAUAUUCUCUUUCGCCAGCUUAAUAUGAUUUUAUAUUACGUGACCUAAUAUUUUAACUGAAGAAUUAGUUAUGCAAUUUUUGUACUUAUGAGUGUUGAGUUUAUUGAUUUGAUUCAAGUAACAAUGAAUAUAUAUCAUAAAUUAUCAUAUUGAGCUGGUUUUACUAGAUAAGUUGUUAAUCCAAGUAAAAAAGCAGUCAAUAAUAGAGGUGUUGCGAGUUUUUUCUCUUAAUUUAGACAGGAAGUUUUAAGUUUAGAGUCUUUUUUCAGGUGUUUUUAUUACAUUACUGUAACUUUAUGAUGUUUUCACUUUAUAAGAACUUAAUUACCUAAUCAAAGUGGUGAUUUUUAUUUGUUUUUAUUAAAGAAUGAUUUUUGUUUUAAUCACAGUUGGAAAAUCAAUUACUAUUUAUAUUUUUUAAGACUUUAUUAGACCCUUGCCGAAUAACGCUUUUAAUUUACUGGGCAUUAGAGGAAAGUUUUUGUUAGUUGGGACAAUCUUAGUUAUGAAGGAUGCUGUUAGUGCAGGACAAACAUUCACUCGAUGUUUGUGGAGUGCAAGCUGUGUUUAUUUUAUUGAGCUUACAUGUUUUUAUUCUACAUCAGAGUUGUUACUGCGUUUUGUGUGCGUAUGUUUUAUACGUCUUUAUUUAGUAAAGUGGUUUAUUUCGAUUGUCUUUGUGUUAUAUAAAAACAUGUAAGCUGUACUUUUGCUUUUUUACUUGUAACAGUGAUGUUAGUUAAAUUUUUCAUUAUUCGACCUCUGAUAACUAGAAUGUUAAAAGGUUUUGUUUGUUGGUUUGUUUCAAUAUAUUCUACAUCAUCGUCACUCGUUUCUGAAUGUGUUCAAUGUUGUAAUGUUUAUAGAUGAAUAUAUAUUAUGUGUAUUUGCAGGGUUCACUUAGUGGUGAUUUAUGUUUUUAGAGUUGCAUUUUGGUCAGAAACCUAAAGCAUGAGAUGAUUUGUAAAACUUAAUAGUUUUUAUACAUUAAUUGUUUUAACAUAUUAGUAAGUACCGAAAUACAAAAGAUUUUCUUCAACA
Trichoplusia ni (cabbage looper) is the source of this 4962-nucleotide messenger RNA. RefSeq lists its product as uncharacterized. Gene Ontology annotation, molecular function: RNA binding; protein binding. The coding region runs from base 186 to 2351 and encodes 721 amino acids. Gene Ontology annotation, biological process: SCF-dependent proteasomal ubiquitin-dependent protein catabolic process. The transcript is spliced from 13 exons. The record is from RefSeq and is a predicted model, not a curated record. Gene Ontology annotation, cellular component: SCF ubiquitin ligase complex. NCBI's taxonomy places the organism in Eukaryota, Metazoa, Arthropoda, Insecta, Lepidoptera, Noctuidae.